AAACCUCGGAGAAGCUGAGGGAACGCGCUGGGAUUGCCCGGGCAGAAGCCGUCUUAAGGCCCGCCGCUACCUGCGCCUGCCCUCAGCUCGACCGACUCCCCUCACGGCUGACACGAAGGCAACAAGGCGAAGGCGCGAAGGCGGGCAAGCCCGCCCCCUCCUCUCUAUCCCUCCGCCCAGCGCGCUCAGCUCGGCUCGGGCGUGGAUAUUUCUCCGGCAACUCUGCUCGCCAACCAGCCGGGGCUUUUCGCCUUAGGCGACGAGCCUACCGCCUCUCCCGGACGCUCUUCGCAGCUGGACGCCGCAGCCACUGUCGCCUGUGCCUGGAGCGGAGCUGAAGUUUGCGCGCCGAGAGAGCUGGGCAGGCAUGGAAACCGUCGACCAGCUGGCCUCCAAGGGCAGUUUCCGGGCGGUGAAGGAACCCCUGGCUUUCCUCAGGCUGCUGGAGUGGCUUUUUGCAGUCUUUGCAUUUGCAACAUGUGGUGGCUAUUCUGGAGGAUUGCGGCUCAGCGUGGACUGCGCAAACAGGACACAGAGCGACCGCAGCAUUGACAUAGCUUUUGCCUAUCCCUUCAGGUUGUACCAGGUGAAAUUUGAUGCUCCCACCUGUGAAGGCAGACAAGAAAAACUUUCACUCAUAGGCGACUUUUCCUCUUCUGCGGAAUUCUUUGUGACUAUUGCCGUCUUUGCCUUCCUCUAUUCCUUGGCAGCCACCGUAGUUUACAUUUUCUUCCAGAACAAAUACCGCGAAAACAACAGAGGUCCUUUGAUUGACUUCGUUGUGACAGUGGUUUUCUCCUUCAUGUGGCUUGUGGGUUCUUCUGCUUGGGCUAAAGGACUAUCUGAUGUAAAGGUUGCCACUAAUCCAGAUGAAGUAUUCUUACUGAUGUCAGCUUGCAAACAACAAUCCAACAAGUGCUUGCCUGUGUACAGCCCUGUUAUGUCAAGUCUUAAUACUUCAGUUGUCUUUGGAUUCUUGAACUUUGUUCUCUGGGCAGGAAAUAUCUGGUUUGUUUUUAAGGAGACUGGUUGGCAUUCUUCAGGUUCAAGGUAUCCUCAAGACACCCUCGAGAAACAGUCUGGCAGCUAUAAUCAAGGUGGCUACAAUCAAGAUAGCUAUGGGUCGAGUGGUGGGUAUAACCAACAGGAAGGCAAUUUUGGGCAACAAACUAAUUAUGGCCAAGUUGAUGAAUUUGGCCAGCAACAACAGAGCUUUAACCAGAGUGGCCCAAUUUCAUUUACUAAUCAAAUGUAGCAACCGCAGAGCCCUUAACAUUGAUCAUAUGUAGAAAGCUCAAACAUGUUGAUGAUAGACAGCACAUAUUUGAGUGUUUGUAGAUUCAUGUGAUGAUGAGUUUCAACUAAUCCAAGGUCUGUGAACAUGAACUGUUGGAGGUGGGCUGUGGCUCUUGUUUGUUUGUGAAUGAUGAAGUUCUCCCCCAGUGGAUGAUUGUGGUGGUGGUGGUGGUGAUGAUGCAUUCAUCGCAGUGGUGAAAUGAAAUAACUUAAUUGUUAUAUGUAUGGUAGAAAUACCCUUACAGUAGCUUUGUACAUGUAUGGUAAGAAUGUUUUGUAGCCUUCAGUCUGUAGGUUAAAAUAUGCAUAAUGUAAUUAAAUUAACAUUAGCUUUUCUUCUGCAUUUUGAUGGGGCAAAAUAAGUUUCCUAUGAUUUCUGAAGAUUACUCUAUAUAGUUUUAGAUUAGAUUAGAUAACAUUUAUUGUCAUUUUUUCCUGUGGGCACAAUGGCACACAUUAAAAAUGAAAUUUAGUUGCUUCCUCUCAAAGUGUACACAUACAUAUAUAGCAUAAAGCAUGCAUUAUAUCUCCUAUAUUUUCUUCAUUGCUAUCUGACUGCUAGUUUAUACAAUUCAACAUUUUUUACUGAUUAAAGUAUUUAUUUGAUAUUCUUCUUUAUUAGAACGUUAGUAAUGUAUCUAAGUGCAUGAAACCACAUACUUUUCACAACAGAAUAUUAUGACUGUGAACAUGGAACUUUUCUCCAUUUAUAUUUAAUUGUUUUGCUAAUGUAACAUUUUAGAUAAUGUAUAUAUGACUAAUUAAUUUAUUCUAUAGAGUUGGAUCAAUUACUCAAAAUCUGAAUUCUGUAUCUAAUAAAAAUAUUUUUCCUUAAAAGGAAAUUUUGAGCUAUAUAACUGUUCAAUUUUUUUCUGCAUAUUAAGUUCAGUAUUUGUUCCUAGAGCCAUAUUUAUGUUGAAGUUGUGUGAUUCAAUGGAUAUAAUAUAUGGACCAAGUAACUGUGUUUACAUCUUUACAAAGGUAUUUAUUUAUUUAAUUAGGAUAACAGAGGUGCAGAUAUUGACACAACUACACUCUACAGCUAUUGCAAAACAUUACAAAAAAGUUUGUCCUAUCUUGUCAUCACUUGAGGAAAGUUUUUCUUUCUCAACUUCUAUUCAGAUCAGACAUUCUGCUGACUGUUGAAAUUGGUGCUACCUUUAAAUAAAAAAGUGUCAAAAGUAGGAUUUUAACAAUGAAAAAGACACAGCCAUGUCUUAACAGGGAGCAUGAUUAACUUAGAGAUCCAGUUGCUCUCCAACUACAUGUAAUAAUUUCAAGGGAAAAUGUUAUUUUCAACAAUUGAAUGAGAGAGAUCAGAAUCAAUGGGAAGACAAUAGAAUCAAACUUUUGCUAAAUCUUACUAAGCUUUAUCUUUUCUUUAUUCCAGCUACAGACAGAUCCCAGGUACAUAGCGUGAACUUCCCACUGUUAAAAAUAUAUCUGUCAUAAGGCAGACUGAACUUUGCCUUCAUUGUUUUGAGAUGGGUCCUUGACUGUUUUUGAAGGAAACUAUCCUACAAAUUGAACAAAGCAUUUGUUAGCUAACCAGUCUAGAUGUCACUUGUAUAUAAAGUGAAAGUAAACCCCAUUCCUUUCUAGCACUGGUGAUUUUACCUAACUGGCUAAUGAAACAUUUGCAUGAAAACAUUCAAGUUCAGAUAGCAUUAAGGACCCCACAGUCUAGAUGUGUAUCUCUAUUGAGUGAUUGUGCAUCUAUUGUAAGGAAUAGGGGGAGGGUAAGAACUGGAUCUCUACCUUGCCACACAUUUAUCAGACUGAACAGCUUAUACCUGGAGUGAGAAACAAUUAAGAACUGCCAAAUUUGCAUACACGCUGGUGUCUGUACACAAACAAGGCUCAUUUUUUUCUUAGUCUGUUUGUAGCCUAAAGGAGAACAUACCAUAAAACCAGAACAUCUGCAUUUCUAAACAAAAGUGUUUCUGUCUAUAAUAUCAUUGUAUGAGCUGUAAAUGUUCAAAGCAUCAUUUAGCAUAAAGCAGCAUAGUCAGUUGUAUGAUUGUUGUAACCAAUGUACGGCUGCUCCGUGAAUAAGUUAAUAUUGUGGUAUAAUUAUUUGAUCUCAAUAAAUAAAGUGUAUUGCAUACAAAA
Messenger RNA from Crotalus tigris (Tiger rattlesnake), 3408 nucleotides. It is a transcript of the gene SYNPR, whose product is annotated as synaptoporin. The record is from RefSeq and is a predicted model, not a curated record. Gene Ontology annotation, cellular component: synaptic vesicle; synaptic vesicle membrane. NCBI's taxonomy places the organism in Eukaryota, Metazoa, Chordata, Lepidosauria, Squamata, Viperidae. The coding region runs from base 368 to 1255 and encodes 295 amino acids. The transcript is spliced from 6 exons.